AUGAGUGGUAGCAAGUUGAGUGAGGCAAGGGAAGUUACCCAUGAGCUAGGUGACCGAAGACCGCUGUCGAGUGAAGGAGGGGAGAUGCAAGAAGCCAUUGACAUAGGAGAGGAGGUAGGCACAGAUGGAGCAAUCGGCGUCGAAGUUGGCACACAGGUAGGCGUCGACGAGGCAUUAGUUGGUGUUGGGCAUGGAGCUACACAGGUGCAGGAGGAAAGGACGUUGGGAGUUAGGCGCUACGAGGGGGCACCAGGAACUGGCGCUAGGAGCAAGACAUCUAUAAGGGGCACCAUGAGGCUAGGAACCAGGAGCAGGGGAGCUAGUACCCUGGAGCAG
Ilex paraguariensis (yerba mate) is the source of this 336-nucleotide messenger RNA. Lineage: Eukaryota; Viridiplantae; Streptophyta; Magnoliopsida; Aquifoliales; Aquifoliaceae. The record is from the annotation of a GenBank genome assembly.